UGACGGAACUAUACGAUGUAACGCAAUCGACACGCCUAAAGAACGGUCGCCUUCUAACAACUGCUACACCAACGAGGUUCAACUUUUGUGAUUAAUCUCAUCUUGUGGUCUGCUCUUGGGCUUCCUUUGAAGAGAGUUUCUUCAACAUGAAUUCCAGACGCGGGAAAAGAGCAAGACCCGCCACGGUAUCGGCUCGCCGGCCCCGACCAGCAUCGGGUCGCAAUGCAAGCCGUCGCCGAGUGAAGCUAAGCGGGUCGCUGUUCCUAUCGAAUGAUGGUAAGAGCAAGUUCUACCCUGACGGCGGCCGCGAACGACGGUCAACGGCCCCCCGUGGUGUGGGGCGUCCGAAACGGAGGGUCAUUCGGCUGCUUCGGAGGACCAGGUCGCGGGAGGAGCGACCACCACCGAUGCCCGCACCCGUCUCAUCCGCUAGAUACUACAACAACACAUUCUACGCAAACGAAAAUAAAUUCAAUAUGGAGAAGCCAGGGGAUGACGAUAGUAAUUAUGGCAGUGAAGCCCCACCCAAUCUUCAAAUGGCAAUGAUGAGAACUUAUAUCACAUGCUUUGCCAUCGGACUCUUGCUGGUCCUCUUCGUUACGGCAAUUGUUGUACCUGUGGUCAUUAUCGCUAGUACAUCGACGGGACCGACAGUGACGGGUUAUAUGAUCAUAAGAACUGGCUUCACGUCGGUCUUGGAUGACACUUCUUCUGCUCAAUACACCACCCUGAAAACGGACUUCGAAUCAGCAAUGAAUCAAAUCUUUCGAAACAGCGCCAUCUACGUCGACGACUUUAAAGAGAGCACCGUCACCGAUUUUGCCGCUUCUGAAACAACAACCACCACCCAAGUUGAUUUCAGCGUAGUCUUCAAUUCAGACGUUGUGAUUACUCGUUUGUUAAGAAAUAGUGUGUUUAAGUUCAUCACGGAGGAGACUUUGAGGGCGGGGUCGCCAUUUGCACCGCUCGAUGUUGUACCGAGCACACUGAAUAUAGCAGACAGCUGUAGUGUCUAUUGUGAAAAUAAUGGAGUUUUGUCGGUGAUCUCCUGUACAUGCACAUGCGCAACAGGCUUCACUGGUGCAACAUGCACAACAACUCUAUAAUUCCUACUGGAUCUCGAGUUUGUCAAGAACUAAUAAAACCCUGCAUAUGAACCUGGCACAAAUUUAAGAUAUAUUGCACUGUUGCCAAGCGGGGGCUACUGUCUGCUGGUGUGAUGUGGCUGGAGACUAUAUCCCUUUAGCCCCUU
Molecule: messenger RNA, 1252 nt
Organism: Asterias rubens (European starfish)
Lineage: Eukaryota; Metazoa; Echinodermata; Asteroidea; Forcipulatida; Asteriidae
Exons: 10
Coding region: 147-1106 (319 amino acids)
Source: RefSeq, a predicted model, not a curated record